UCGCGAAUUCGAUAUCAAUGACACGGACAUAUCUGGACACAUUUAAAACUGCAAAUUGUGUGGCUGUUUAUUCUAAUAGAUUGUCCUUUUUCGCGUCAACGCAUUUCUCAGCGUAUACAUGUGCAUGUGUGAGUGUGUUCAUGUGUGAAUUCGUAGAGUGUUUGGAACCUUUUGUCAAUAUUUGGGGCCUAUUUGUGUAAAGCCAUACAUCCGACACACACAUAGGCAUUUACACUCCAUACCCGGGGUUGCCCACUUUAUGACUUCCACUGAAACACGACCUAAAAGUAAAAGUAAUCAUGUUGAUGAUGUGCGCUCUCCUCUUGCUGGGCAAACUGAUGCUUGCUUCAUCAGCGGAAACAGCGCAAACAGCGGCACCCAAUACCAAGCCAACGAUCAAUGCCAAGACCGUUGACGCGGAAUACAUCAGCGAUGAACACACCCUGCGUCAGAAACUCUUUGCCAACUAUGACCCAGACAUGCCACCCUUCAAAAGUGCGAACGACAACCUUACUCUUCAGUUCGAAAUCGUAACGCUAAAAGUGGCUGAUUUGGAUGAGACCAAGCAAACGUUUACCGUAGAUGGGUGGGUCAAGAUGGGUUGGGUGGACGUCCGCCUGGCAUGGAACGCUACAGAGAGCAAGGUCAACCAGAUCCACGUCUCGCCGAAGAAACUAUGGAUUCCUGACAUAUCUCUCUUCAAUAACGGAGACGGCAACUACUCCCCUCACAGCCUUGAACACCCUGCGUUAGUCUUCCCGACUGGCUAUGUACUCUUCGUUCCGAUGGCGAGACAUGUUUCCCAUUGUGAGAUGGACAUCAAGAGGUUUCCUUUCGAUAAACAGUUCUGCCACCUCACCUUCGGAUCGUGGACCCAUGAUGCGCACAAGCUAAAUGUAAUCCCUUUCAAAGGAAGGGAUUUCACCGUGGAUACUUCAUAUAUGAUGCACCACACGGAGUGGGAACUUUCGAAAUCUAACGGCACCAAGAGUCUGCGGUACUACGCCUGCUGCCCAGAGACGCCCUAUGCCGAUGUGACAUUUAUCUUCGAGUUCGACCGCAAGUCCGGCUUCUUCGCACAUGUGUUUAUUAGUCCGGCGGUGGUGUUAGCUAUCCUGAUUCCGUUCAUGUUUACCAUGAAUCAUGAGUAUGGAGAGAAGACCACUUUGGGGGCUGGCAUCAUGAUCUGUCUGGUGCUUAUGAUCCUAAUUAUGGAGAACAUGUUCCCCUCGGCUAUGAUAGGUACCCCUCUUCUCACCCAGUACUAUGCAGGAUCCUUCGUUCUGGUUGCGAUAUCUAUCGUCUUGAAUAUCUGCACGAACAAGAUGAUGCGGACUCGCACACGGGCUUAUCCCAAUAAGGGAGUGUCGUGGUUCUUUAUCGACUUGAUGGGGAAGUUCCUCUGUCUGAACAAGGAUGCAUACCGCCAGACAGCAGAGGAAGAUAUGCCGAGAAGCUUCGAGACGGAACUAGGUGAUGAUAUGGAUACCCCUAGGGUCCAAACCAUUGGCAAGAUGAAGCCUGCUCAGCUGGAGUGGAUGAUGAUAGGGGUGGUCCUAGACCGGUUAUUCUUCCUCAUAUUCCUCAUUCUUGUUAGCAUUGUUACCAUUGCUAUGCUGAAUAAUUAACCAAGCAAAGCGAAUAGAUUGGGAUUUCGUGAAUCUUUUCAAAACAUUUGAUUACGCACGCCGGCAUAUUUUCCUGUGAGAUCUAGAUAACGCUGUACAUUUGUAUUGAGUGGAAACAGCGCCAAAAAAUGUAACGGCCCUUACUCAUAUACUAGGCCUCUGUGAAACAGACACGCCAAAACCGGCUAAAUAGCGCCUACAGUAUUCUAACUUACUGUUGUUUUAGUAUUGUAAGAGUUUCACGUCCGAAUCGAUAGUAAAUUGAUCACUAAUAGAUUGCGACUAUGACGCCCUGUACAACAUGUUUAUACAUGAACAUGUAGAUCAAUAUCAGAUUGCAUGAAAGAUACCUUUAUUCGCAAACAAUUUAAACCUACGCGGAUCCUUCUUCGGGUUAAAGCAAACUGCUUAUGCGAUUACAAGAAUGUACAAAGAAACAAAGAAACAAAUAUAAACAAUACAAAUACAAAGAAUAGAGAAAAGUGAGAGGUAGAGGAAGGCGAUUAGGCUAAGACCCUGUUAAUGUUAAAAAGGUUAUCACUUCCAAAAUGUCGUAUGGCUAACCCUUACCAAAACCGAAGCAUUUUCCAGUGACUCUUCAAUCAAGCCGAAUGGGGGAUUUGUCGAGAUUCUGCGAGCCAGUCAUUCCUUCAUUCUGGUUUUAGUUGUGGUUGUAUAUGUAUAUUGUAUACUAGUACAUGCUAAAUAAAUAUAUCUAACUUUUUAA
Molecule: messenger RNA, 2355 nt
Organism: Lineus longissimus
Lineage: Eukaryota; Metazoa; Nemertea; Pilidiophora; Heteronemertea; Lineidae
Product: neuronal acetylcholine receptor subunit alpha-5-like
Exons: 9
Coding region: 300-1628 (442 amino acids)
Biological process (GO): signal transduction; regulation of membrane potential; chemical synaptic transmission
Cellular component (GO): synapse; neuron projection; plasma membrane
Molecular function (GO): excitatory extracellular ligand-gated monoatomic ion channel activity; transmitter-gated monoatomic ion channel activity involved in regulation of postsynaptic membrane potential; transmembrane signaling receptor activity
Source: RefSeq, a predicted model, not a curated record